GAUGGAUGAUGCCUUAAAGAAUUUUAAUAAGGUAAUUGAAUUAAAUCCAAAGGAUGCUAAGCUCUAUAAGUGUAGAGGUUUUAUUGAUUUUUAUUUUUAGCUGAUUUGAUGGAGAAAAUGGGACAAAAUUAGAAAGCUUUUAAUGACUAUCAACAAGCUAUUGAUCUUGACCCUCAAUUCAUUAAUGCUUAUUUUAAUAGAGGUAUACAUUACUAUCAUCCAUAGCAUUGCUAUAUCAAAAAUAAAAAAAAUAUUAAGAAGCGUUGAAUGAUUUAAACAAAAUAAUUGAACUAGAUCCUAAAAAUGCCUCAACCUUUAAUAGAAGGGGUACAAUUAACACAUAUUCUUUUAGGAUGUAUUUACCAUGAACUGGAAAAAGAUAAAGAAGCAAUGAUUGAUUUCAAUACAUCUCUUUUAUUAGAUCCUAAUAAUCCUAGCACCUAUAAUAAUCGAGGUUAAUUUACAGUUAUAACUCUAGCCAAUCUCUUUAGCGAUUAAGGAUUAGAUUAGGAAGCACUUAAUGAUUAUAAUUAGUCUAUUUUGCUAGAUCCUUUAAGUUCCUUUAAAUAUUGUAACAGAGGUUCUUGUUUGCUCAAUUAAAAUAGGGCUUUUAUUAAAAAAACAAGAGAGAAAUCAAGAAGCCCUUAAUGAUUUUAAUAAGGCGAUUGAACUUGACAAUAAAAAUGAAGAAGCUUAUAAUAGUCGAGGUAAGAAAUUAAUCUAGUUCAGGUAAUUUGUAUAAAGAAUUGAAUAAAUUGGAUGAAGCAUUUAAGGACUAUAAUAAGGCUACCGAACUCAACCCUAAAUAUGUUAAUUCUCUUUAUAAUAGAGGUAUAAUUGUUUUAACAUCAAGGCAUUUUAUAUUAAAAUUUGGGGGAAAAAGAAAAGGCUCUAAAAGAUUAUAUGCUAGUAUUAGAACGAAAUUAAGCUCAUUCUGAUACUUAUAAUUCUAGAGGUUAAAUUAUUCAACAUUAAUAGGUAAUUUGUAUAUGAAUGAUGGUAAAAUGGAAUAAGCUAUCAAAGAUUAUAAUAAGGCCAUAGAAAUAAAUCCUUUGAAUCCAUUAUAUCUAACUAAUCUUGGUAGUUUAUACUAUCACCAAAAGGAUUACAUUAAAGCUAAAAAUUUUUUCUCACUUGCUUAAGGCUGCUUAGAAUAAAUCAUUGAUUCAAAAUUCAAAUGUAGAAAUCUUUCAUCGAAAAAUAUUAUAUUUAUUUAAAGUAAAUUAAGGUUGAUUUCUGAGAUUGACAAUCAAUUUUAAAUAACAAAAAAUAAUGUUGCUCAAUUUGCAAAAAACAACUAAAUUAACUAGUAAUAAGAAUAAGCAUUUUUAUUAGAAAUCAAUAAGAUCUAGGAAUAAGCAGCUAGUGGUAUGAAACCAACAAAUGAAUAAAUUGAUAAGAAUUAACAACAAUAAAUAUUGGAUUUCUUAUUUAAAAUAGAAUAAGAAGUAAAAGCAAUAUAUGACAAGUUAGAAAAAGAGUCUAAGGAAUCAAAAGAAAAGAUUUUAUAAUUAGAAUCUAAGGUUUAGAAAUUGGAGGAAUAAGAUUCUUACUAAUUAGAAGAAGAAUUAAAUUUAUUAAAGAAACCAGAGAACUUUCAAUCAUUUUUAUAUUACAAAUCCUUAUUUUGGCGCUUAUAUAAUUAUUUACAUGCUAUGUAAUUAAUGUCAACUAAUCUAUUUACAAUAAACAGAGAUGCUAUGGUAGAAAGCAAUUCUGAGAAAGUGGCUGACUUUCUAAAAACUAUGUCAAGUACUGGUUCAUUUAUAAUGGGAUCUGUACCAAUUAUUGGAACAACAUUCAAUGCUAUAAAUGCAGCAUUAGAUUAUAUGGUUGAAAAAGCAAAAGAAAAUAAAUUUCAAAUUAGAAUGUAAGCACUAACCAAAAUUUAAUAAAAAUUUUUUGUUUCUCCUUCCGAAUAAGAGAGAGAAAUUCAAUUUGCAGCUAUUGCUCUUGCAAAAAAGCAAAAACCCCAUAAUAAUGAUGACUGUGAAUAAGGAGCAUUAAAUCCUUAUAUUGUUAAACUAUCAAUUCUUGAGAGUAAUUAUGAGACAAACUCUGAAUCUGAAUAUUGGAAAAGAGGAAUAUAGGAUUCUUUGAGAAUCUUAAGAUAUUUAGAAUCAAAUAGUGAUGCAAUUUUAACAUAACAAGAUUCCAAAAAGUUUAGAAUUGUAAUUUAAGAUGCAAUUCAACCCAAUAAAAAAUAAGCAAUGGAUGAAAAGAAAAAUAAUAGUCAUAAUACUGAAAGAGUAGAUUCAAGCUGUUGUUAACUUAUUUGA
Messenger RNA from Paramecium octaurelia, 2279 nucleotides. The record is from the annotation of a GenBank genome assembly. Lineage: Eukaryota; Ciliophora; Oligohymenophorea; Peniculida; Parameciidae.